AUGUCGCUUAAGUAUCCCGGAGACCUCCGACGGAAACGUCAAUCGUCUGUUUCCUCGCAUGUAUCUACCAGCGCACCAACAGUUCCCUGGAUACGAGAGGCUACAUUGGGCCAAACGUUGGGCCAACGAGCAAAAGCUUUUGCGGAAUCCAGGAUUUCGUCCUUGGGUCCACUAGACUUAGUGCACUGGUCUCGACAGUACGGAGAGAGAUCGUCGCAAUACGGUAAGAACGAUUUUUCACCUCUCAGCGACUACGAGGUUAGUAAAGAUCAAGAUGGGUAUGUGGGGUUCUACCAUUUCUGCUGCGGUCUAGACUUGGCGAGCGGGAUCCAUUCCAUCGAACAACAAGUUCUUGCAAGUGUAGGUUUGCGGAAGGCUGGUGACUUGUACUUGUGGGGACCCAAAGAAACACUAGCCAGGCGUCUUGGGCUGGCUCAACAUAAAGAAGGCGUUAUUACAUUUUGCGCCUAUAACAUCUUCCAGAAACUGGAGCUUCGGGCAAGAUACAUUGUCACGCCGUCGUCUAAACAGCUGAAUUCCGCCGUGGUAAACUCUCAGUACACCAUCACAUCGAGGGUCUCGAAGAAGCUGCACACAUACAUUGGCGAGAAUUGCCGUGAGAUCACCCAGGGCUUCUUGAAUGAGCUAUCUUUGCUGCUGAUGCUACGAUUGUUCAUGUGUGCAGACGAUCCAGCGCAUCGACUACUGGGCACUGUAUUAUACAAGACCCUAAUCAACGACAAGAGUACAUAUCGAAAGUCAAUUGAUCAGCUCGUGGACUUUCUUCACCGUGGACACCUUACUGGCAGUCGAGCUCACUAUGGAGUGGCUUCGAAUAGCGGGAUCGACCCUGCAAGAACUACUCGCUACAGAAACAGACUCAUUGAUACUCUCUUAAGGAUGGCUUUGCUAGACACAAGUGGAUCAGCGGUAGAGCACGCAAUCAACCGAAUCAGAAGCACAUACAAGCCUCGAGAAUUCACAAUUGUGGAGACCAAGCUACUUCGCCUGCAACAUGGGAACAACAAUAAUGAGCGCUUUCUUUCCAUCGUCAGAGAUCACUUAUGUGUGGAUGCAGAUAGUACUCAAGCCGCAUUACUAAUAGGAGAGCAGGUUCGUUUUCUUAUUGCAAGAGAGUCGUAUGCUGUGGCUAGCAAGCUCGCCGCUCGUGCAGUGUCCAUGCUUCCCUUAGACUUUGACUCGUGGUACAACCUAUGCAUAUGCUAUAUUUUGAGGAAAAUGUAUGACGACGCGUUGCAGGUGAUAAAUGCAUUGCCCGUCGUGCUCAAUUCGGCAAAAUGGCAGGAAAGUGACUGUGUGGAUGGUAUCCCAGAUAAUUAUGUGCUGACGUUCAUCGAUAGACUGGACCAUGGUCACAUUCCGAUCAUGAGCGAAACCUUCGCUGACUUUUUUCCUGUUCCUCGCAACGAAGACUUCAUUGAGACUGGCUCUGUCCAUUUAGUGUGGUACGACAUGUUCAAGAAAGAGUCUAGUAGACACCCUCUGGUCGGUCCAUUCUAUCAAUCCCCUUUGGUCACUGCAAGUCCUAUGGAAAUGUCUGCUAUCGACAACGGUCUUAUCCGUGUUUCCGGACCUAACUCUACAAAACACUCUCUAGCAGCUCGUUCAGCAUCUGAGCCUUGGUCUUCGCCAAUCGAUUUCGAUAGGAAAUCAACGUGGGGCAGGGUAUAUGACUUGCUAACGUCUUUAGUCGCUAUAAUCGGCUGGGAGAACUUGGUAGCUAUCAAACAGAAAGUUUUUCGGUCGCCUCAACUCCAAGUCAGUGGUAAGGAUUUUGUGGUGUCGAACACGUCUAUAGCUCAAAAAGAAGAGUGUGCCCCAUGGCUUGAGAAGCUAUUCGUUGUUGUUUACGACGAUAUCCACACAAUGAUGAGCAUUUCAGGUGGGGCUGACCCUGAUCGUCAUCGCAGUGCUCUUGGCUGGGGAAUGAUGGGGCAUGUCAGUUGGGGUUGCAAAUAUAAUUUGAAGGAUAGCAUUUCUUCGUUGGCGACAUGUGCAGCUGGAGUUUCUGCGGAUGGUGGCUUUGACUACUACUCGACGGUAAAGCUUGUGGAGAUUUACAAUGAGUUUGUCCUAAGUGAUGUCGAAUCCUCUACUAUUGACAGACUCAGUUGUGUUUAUGACAAUCACCUGUAUACCAACAAGCUCAUUGUGCAAAGUAUAUCGCCGAAGAUGUACCGUGAUUUUGUUCACCAGCUUGUCAAUGGUUAUAUGGGAUUAGAAACAAUGUUGGUACAUAUCAUGAAGCUUGUUGCGUGGGAGUUGCGGUGGUAUAACUAUGUGCCUUCGUAUUUGGUGACAAACACGUUGAUAAAACUCUGUCAGCAACGGGAUACAGUGGAGAUGAAAACAAUGUUUCGAGUUGUGUUUGAGAAAUUCAAAUUGCAGUCUGUGAACAACAAACAGAGCAUUUUUUCGACGUGGUUCAGUGGCUCAAAGAAGAAACUGAACCAAUCACAUGAGUUUCUCGACAGUGACACGGUAAUAGACUACAUUGAUGAUCUUUUGACGUGGAUUGAGGAGCUAAACUAG
Messenger RNA from Candidozyma auris, 2553 nucleotides. RefSeq names its product Chs6p (gene CHS6). The transcript has a single exon. The coding region runs from base 1 to 2553 and encodes 850 amino acids. Gene Ontology annotation, cellular component: exomer complex. The record is from RefSeq and is a predicted model, not a curated record. Gene Ontology annotation, molecular function: protein binding. Lineage: Eukaryota; Fungi; Ascomycota; Pichiomycetes; Serinales; Metschnikowiaceae. Gene Ontology annotation, biological process: Golgi to plasma membrane transport.